Messenger RNA from Fopius arisanus, 1182 nucleotides. RefSeq names its product transcription factor GAGA. Gene Ontology annotation, cellular component: nucleus. The coding region runs from base 1 to 1182 and encodes 393 amino acids. Gene Ontology annotation, biological process: regulation of transcription by RNA polymerase II. The record is from RefSeq and is a predicted model, not a curated record. Lineage: Eukaryota; Metazoa; Arthropoda; Insecta; Hymenoptera; Braconidae. Gene Ontology annotation, molecular function: protein binding. The transcript has 4 exons.
AUGGGAAGCAGUGGACAGCUGUACAGUCUUUCGUGGGGAGAAUUCGGGAAUUCCUUGACGAGUGCUGUGCAAUUACUGAGAGGACAUGGUGAUCUCGUUGACGUGACACUGGCUGCUGGAGGUAGAAGCUUUCCAGCUCACAAGAUAGUACUGUCAGCAGCCAGUCCCUUUCUCCUGGAUCUCCUCAAGAGUACACCCUGUCAACAUCCAGUUGUCAUGCUCGCAGGCAUUAGUUCAGACGACCUCGAGUCACUCCUGGAAUUUGUUUAUCGUGGAGAAGUGAGUGUGGAGCCCUCGCAAUUACCUUCGUUGUUACAAGCUGCUCAUUGUUUGAGCAUUCAUGGAUUAACACCGCCUACUGUUUUGACUGAGAAUGGAGAGGAAGUGCCAGCAUCAGCGAUUCCAGAGGCAGCAGAGCCUAUAACCCGAGAAGCAAUGAACUCCUCGAUUCCCAAUCCACGUCGUCGAAAGAGAAGAAAAUCGUCGUCGUCGUGCAGUAAAUGGCCACGUCUGGACAAUACAACGGACUCCGAGGAGCGACAGGAGGACAACAGAACCCCAGACUACGAUCAGAAAACCGAGGAGGCCACCCCUGGAGACGAAGUUCAGCCCUGCAUGGUAACAAUGUGUUUGUGUCUGUUAGCAGGAACUGGGGAUGGAAAUCAGCAAACGACUCCAGUUGAACUGGAGGAGAGACACCAGGAGGCUUCAGAGACGAAACAACAUCUCCAGAGUUUAUUACAAGGGAUGCAGUACUCUCCUCUGUUUGCCGGUGGUAUUGUACCACCUGGAGUUAUUCCUACAAUUCAUGCCUCAACGUCAGCGGCUGGGGGCACCUCCUCCAAGAUCAGGGGGGCCUCUGACUGUCCUGGACAAUGUGGCCUCUGUGGAGCGACACUCAGACAGGCGAGGAAUCUCAGGAGACAUCUCCUUACCUCCUGCAAGUAUCGAUUCAACAGCCAUCCUUCUACGCAACAUCUUCAGGAUCAGAUGGUCGUCGAGAUAAAACCGGAUAUCGAUCUUUCUGGAUACAUUGGGCCCACGUAUAUGACUGACAGUGGAGGGAGCAAUAGCUGUGAGAAUAUCGUAUUCAGGACAUCUCCAAUGCCUUCACCCAGUGCCAGGGCAACCGAAGUCGUCAGCAACCACCAGAAUGGACCUUCACCCACUAUCGCGAGAUGA